AAACUCCAAGCUCAAGUGUGUGUGUGUGUGUGUGUGUUUUUCUGAGAGAAAGGAGGGACGGGGAAGAAUCUCUGCAUGAGUUCUCUCUGUGGCUUCAUUUCCUAUUACUGGGUAUAAACAUCAUUGGAUUUUGAGUUGGUUGGCAAUUUCCUUUUGUGGAAGUCGCAGAUUCUUAGAUCUAUGUUAUUUGAUCUGUUUUUUGUUUUUUUUUUCAACGUUCCCCCGCCUCCUCUUUUUUCAAUUUCUGUAAUCAUCACUUUUUGAUUCAAACAUGUCACUCAUAACACAACAGUGCAUUUUCCUUCACUUUCUCGGGAAAAUUUGACCGUUUUUUCUCUUUUGUCACUUUUCUAAUAAUACCCAUUUGUAAUUUUUGCAUCUCCAGAUCUACUAUCUUGGCGUUGUACUUCUAAUUCAAGAUCUAGCUACAAUUUUACGGCUUUAGAUCUGGGUUGUUUUCUUUCUUGGAUAUCUUUGGUUUCUAGAUUGAAUGUGUAUUGUCCCUUCUUAUUAGACGGAGAAAAAAAGAAUGAAUUAUUUCCCAGACGAGGUAUUAGAGCAUGUUUUCGACUAUGUAACGUCACACAGAGACCGCAACGCGUUGUCUCAGGUCUGUAAAUCAUGGUACAGAAUCGAAAGCUCCAGCAGGCAGAAGGUGUUUAUAGGAAAUUGCUAUGCGAUCAGUCCAGACAGAGUGAUCGAAAGGUUUCCUGCUUUAAAGUCUAUUACUUUGAAGGGAAAGCCUCAUUUCGCUGACUUCAAUCUUGUCCCACAUGAUUGGGGAGGUUUCGUUUACCCUUGGAUCGAAGCUUUCGCCCGGAACAGAGUCGGCUUGGAGGAGCUCCGGCUGAAAAGGAUGGUGGUUUCCGAUGAAAGCUUGGAGCUGCUGUCAAGGUCUUUUGCGAAUUUUAAGUCUUUGGUUCUUGUUAGUUGUGAAGGUUUCACCACUGAUGGGCUUGCUGCUAUUGCUGCUAAUUGUAGGUUUCUUAGAGAGCUGGACCUGCAAGAAAAUGAAGUUGAGGAUCACAGAGGCCAUUGGCUUAGUUGUUUCCAUGACAGCUGUACAUCUCUUGUAUCACUUAAUUUUGCUUGCCUUAAAGGAGAUAUUAAUUUAGGAGUUCUUGAGAGACUCGUAGCAAGAUCUCCAAAUCUCAGGAGUUUGAGGUUAAAUCGGGCAGUUCCAUUCGAUACGCUCCAAAAGAUAUUGAUGCAAUCACCUCAGUUAAUAGACUUGGGUGUAGGAUCUUAUAUACAUGAUCCAGAUUCUGAAGCCUACAAUAAAUUAUUGACCGCCAUUCAAAAAUGUAAAUCAGUCAGGAGUUUGUCGGGGUUUUUGGAUGUUGCUCCUCACUGCCUACCAGCUUUUCACUCGAUUUGCCCAAACCUGACAUCCUUGAAUCUAAGCUAUGCUCCAGGAAUUCAAGGUAGUGAGCUCACAAAGCUAAUUCGCCAUUGUAGGAAACUCCAGCGCUUGUGGAUAUUAGACUGUAUCGGAGAUAAAGGACUAGAAGUUGUGGCAUCCACUUGUAAGGAUUUGCAGGAACUGAGGGUUUUCCCUUCAGAUCCCUACGUAGGAAAUGCGGGAGUGACAGAAGAAGGCCUGGUGGCCAUUUCCGGUGGUUGUCCUAAGCUUCAUUCAAUUUUAUACUUCUGUCAGCAGAUGACGAAUGCAGCCCUCAUAACAGUAGCCAAGAACUGCCCCAAUUUUAUCCGCUUCAGGUUGUGCAUCCUGGAUCCCAUAAAACCAGAUGCUGUGACCAUGCAGCCAUUGGAUGAAGGUUUUGGGGCUAUUGUUCAUUCAUGUAAGGGUCUCAGGCGGUUGUCGAUGACUGGUCUUCUGACUGACCAAGUUUUCCUUUACAUUGGGAUGUAUGCCGAGCAACUUGAAAUGCUUUCAAUUGCAUUUGCUGGGGAUGGUGACAAGGGAAUGCAGUUCGUAUUAAAUGGUUGCAAAAGACUUCGCAAAUUAGAGAUCAGGGACUGCCCUUUUGGCAAUGGAGCACUUCUGAUGGACGUGGGAAAGUAUGAAACAAUGCGAUCCCUUUGGAUGUCGUCCUGUGAAGUGACUCUUGGAGGCUGCAAAACCCUAGCAAAUAAGAUGCCGCGGCUCAAUGUGGAGAUCAUGAAUGAAAAUGAGCUAGCAGAUUUUAUUUGUGAUGAUACACAGAAAGUAGACAAGAUGUACCUAUAUCGGACAUUGGUAGGGCGACGGAAAGAUGCACCGGGCUUUGUGUGGACUUUGUAAGUGAAUCUGGGGUGUAUAUUUCUGGCAAUGCUGAAUAUUAUUUUCUUUGUUAUUAACUAGUACUUUAGUUAGGCCAGCUGAUUUUUCGGUUUUUUAGCCUGUUGUUUUCUAGAGGCAUGCUACUCUUUGAUUUUAUCAGAGAUUUGCUAUUUGUAAUCCUUGUUAUUAUAAAUAGAACUUUGUUAGCACUUGGCAAAAUCUGCCAGUUCCAAA
Molecule: messenger RNA, 2458 nt
Organism: Manihot esculenta (cassava)
Lineage: Eukaryota; Viridiplantae; Streptophyta; Magnoliopsida; Malpighiales; Euphorbiaceae
Product: protein AUXIN SIGNALING F-BOX 2
Exons: 3
Coding region: 530-2245 (571 amino acids)
Biological process (GO): SCF-dependent proteasomal ubiquitin-dependent protein catabolic process
Cellular component (GO): SCF ubiquitin ligase complex
Molecular function (GO): protein binding
Source: RefSeq, a predicted model, not a curated record